Pezoporus occidentalis (night parrot) is the source of this 1668-nucleotide messenger RNA. It is a transcript of the gene CTTN, whose product is annotated as cortactin. Gene Ontology annotation, biological process: regulation of actin filament polymerization. Gene Ontology annotation, molecular function: actin filament binding. The coding region runs from base 183 to 1616 and encodes 477 amino acids. The transcript is spliced from 16 exons. Gene Ontology annotation, cellular component: site of polarized growth; actin filament; plasma membrane. NCBI's taxonomy places the organism in Eukaryota, Metazoa, Chordata, Aves, Psittaciformes, Psittacidae. The record is from RefSeq and is a predicted model, not a curated record.
CCGCCGUGCGGGAAGAGGAAGUGGGAGCUCGGGAGAAGCGGAAAUUGCAGCACCAGCACCAGCCGCCAGCCGGGGAAGCAGCGGCGGGGAGCCAGGGCACCAGCGGCCGCGGGAGGAGGUGGCAGCGGGCGGCAGCGAGUUUGUCGUAGGCCCUGGGGAAGAGCGGAGUUCCCGAGCUAAAGAUGUGGAAGGCUACUGCAGGCCUCGCUGUUUGUAUCAACCAGGUUGACGGAACUGAUGACUGGGAGACGGAUCCUGAUUUCGUGAAUGAUGUGAGUGAGAAAGAACAGCGCUGGGGGGCUAAAACUGUGAAAGGAUCCGGCCAUCAAGAGCACAUCAAUAUUCAUGAGCUGAGAGAGAAUGUAUUCCAAGAACACCAGAACCUCAAAGAGAAGGAGCUUGAAACAGGACCAAAAGCUUCCCAUGGCUAUGGAGGGAAAUUUGGUGUCGAACAAGAUCGCAUGGAUAAAUCAGCUGUUGGACAUGAAUAUCAGGCCAAACUUUCUAAGCAUUGCUCCCAAGUGGAUUUGGUGAAAGGGUUUGGUGGCAAGUUUGGAGUGCAAACUGACAGAGUUGACCAGUCAGCUGUUGGAUUUGAAUAUCAGGGCAAAACCGAGAAGCAUGCCUCCCAAAGAGAUUAUGUAAAGGGGUUUGGAGGCAAGUUUGGUGUGCAGACAGACAGACAAGACAAAUGUGCACUUGGCUGGGAUCACCAGGAGAAAGUGCAGCUGCACGAAUCCCAGAUAGACUAUAAGAGUGGCUUCGGAGGGAAAUUUGGUGUACAGACAGAAAGGCAGGACCCAUCUGCUGUGGGGUUUGAUUACAAGGAGAAACUAGCCAAGCAUGAAUCUCAACAAGAUUAUGCAAAAGGAUUUGGUGGGAAGUAUGGAGUACAGAAAGAUCGGAUGGAUAAGAAUGCAGCAACUUUUGAAGAUAUUGAGAAACCAGCAUCAACUUACCAGAAGACCAAGCCAAUAGAAGCUGUUGCUAAUAAAACAAGCAGCAUCCGAGCUAACUUUGAAAACCUAGCCAAGGAAAAAGAGCAGGAAGACCGAAGGAAGGCAGAAGCUGAGAGAGCCCAAAGAAUGGCCAGAGAAAAACAAGAACAGGAAGAGGCUCGAAGGAAACUGGAGGAACAAGCUAAAGCCAAAAAACAAACUCCACCACCAUCUCCUGCCACGCAGCCAGCUGAGCAGAAGGCACCCUCAAGCCCAGUCUAUGAGGACGCAGUUUCCUAUGAAGCAGAGCCUGCCUACAACAGCACCGCAUAUUCAGCUGCACGUGAGCCAGAGCCCAGCUACAAAGCUGCAGAGUCAGACUACCAGGAAGCUGUGAGUCAGCGAGAGGCAGAAUACGAACCAGAGACUGUCUAUGAAGUGGCAGGGGCAGGAGAGCAUUACCAAGCAGAGGAAAAUGCUUAUGAUGAAUACGAAAAUGAACUUGGGAUUACAGCCAUAGCCCUUUACGAUUAUCAAGCUGCGGGUGAUGACGAGAUCUCCUUUGACCCAGACGACAUCAUCACCAACAUAGAAAUGAUCGACGAUGGCUGGUGGAGGGGGGUCUGCAAAGGCCGCUAUGGGUUGUUCCCUGCCAACUAUGUGGAGCUGAGACAAUGAAGCCUCCUGUCUCCUGGUUAUGCCUUAAUUCCCCAGUCAAUAAAUCUGACUU